This is a messenger RNA of Acinonyx jubatus (cheetah), 36407 nucleotides long. It is a transcript of the gene PRLR, whose product is annotated as prolactin receptor. Lineage: Eukaryota; Metazoa; Chordata; Mammalia; Carnivora; Felidae. Gene Ontology annotation, molecular function: cytokine receptor activity; cytokine binding. Gene Ontology annotation, biological process: cytokine-mediated signaling pathway. The coding region runs from base 26902 to 28776 and encodes 624 amino acids. The record is from RefSeq and is a predicted model, not a curated record. Gene Ontology annotation, cellular component: external side of plasma membrane; signaling receptor complex. The transcript has 12 exons.
GUUAAAUAGUUAAAUAGAAUUGCCAUAGGGUAAUUUUCUAUAGAAAUUGCCAUGCAUUCAUUGGAAGUGUUGAAUUUAUCUAAUCAAAUCAUCAAUCUGUUCGUUUAACUCUUUGGUUUUCAAUAAAACUAUUAUUUUCAAGUGUUACACAGUAUAUGUUCAGAUAUUUCUUAGGGUUGUAUUAACUUCCAAAUUCAAAACUAUAAAGGAAAAAGAGAACUAUAGUUAUAGUUGCGUUAGACUCUCGUCCUAUUUAAGUUAGGAAGAUUACAGUGGAACAUCAGUUAAUUAAAGAGAGUUUGAAAAACAUGUGAAGUCUUUGAAUAUCCUCCAAAUAGCUCAGGACCCUAGGAAUAGCUUAACUUGAAAAAAUUCAUCUUUGAACCAGUAAGGUAAUUUCCUCCUUUUUUGGACAGUUUUGAUGAAAUAUUCAGCAAAAAGUGAGAGUGAAUAUUUACCAGAUGUGGAUAUCUCCUGAAACCAAGUCAUUCAAAUAUCAGAGCAGUGUGAUGCCAGCUGUUCGAUCAUCAGGGUGACUCUGCCACGUUAGUCAGGGUUUGACUAGAAGAGUUUUAUGUUUCUUUUAGCAAAGUUUUCUGAUUUUACUUUUCAAAGGACAUCACUGAAACCAUAACACUAUUCAGAUCUGUGACUUUUAAAAUUGUAUUUGUUUCUGUGCGCAGUUUAAAAUUCAAGGUACAAAAGACUGUUCGUUGAAAACUACUUCUCCUCUCUCCUAUCUCACAGCCACCCAUUGCCCUCAUUGGCAAUCGCUCUUUCUAGAUAAUUGUCAAAAAUGGGCCAGGCCUGUAUGAAAAUGCACUAUGAAUAUGAAUGUGGGCUAGACGUCCUUUCUUUUAGUUAUUUCAUAGCUGUGAUGCUGCGACUCUGUGAAGCUAGAGCCCACAUUCGAUUGCUGACUUCCCAGUCCUACUGGCACUGAUUCUGGAUGGGUACUGGAGCUUCCUGUCUAAACUCAAGUAUAUUAUUCAGUGUGGCUAGUGGAGAAUGAACAGCAGUAUUUUGGAAGAAGGGUUCGGGUGACAAGUAUGGAGGAGGAAAUGAAAUUACAUGAGAGGCCCAUGUAUGGGUAUUGGUAGGCAUGCACUUUCAAUGGCAAUUUCAUAAAUCAUCCAGAUGGAGCCGUGAAGUGUCAGGGUGAGAGUCACCCCUCUGUGCCUUAUUUUCACAUCUCUACAGUCAGAACACCAAAACAUACAUUCAGCAGCUGCUGGGAGAAUAAGACAAGAUGAGUGUAUGUAUAACACUUGGGGCCAAGGAAGUACUCCGUUCAUGGGAGUCGUUAGGAAAGAAUUCAUGACUUAGUGGGGAGACCGACAAGUGUACAGUCAGUGAGGCAAAAUUCCACGGACAUGGAUUCGGUGUUGAGUCUGAGCUUAGAAUGACUUAAUGAGCCUGUAAGGCCCUCAGGAACCCUUGUGUGUGCCAUUGGGUCCAGCCAUUUCCCUUCCUUCUUGCAUUUCACCAGCAGACCAACGUGCUGCUUCUAGUUGACAGCCCUUCUGAAAGAAUUUGUCUUCUCCGAAUACAAAAACAGUAUAUUCCUUCUUUCUGCUGGAUCUGCUUCAAAGUUGUGCCACGAGGAAGGAUCCAUGGAAAGUUUGCUAAACUUCACUUGAGCCUCAGUCUCCUUAUUUCCAAAAAUGGAGAUGAUAAUGCCUACAUUCCAGGACUAUUUCGAGGGUGGAGUACGAUAAUGGAUGCACAACACCUCAUCUAUGCUUGGCCCUCAAAAUGAGCUUGUGCCCUUCUCCCAUGACCACAUAUAUUCGGAUGGGUGGAGCGUAUGUCACACAGGGAAGAAAGGCUCGGGAAUUGUAAUAAUUUGUUGAUUUGGUGCCUUGUACCCCCAGCCACAAACGGUGUACUUUCAGGGCCAUUCUCCUAGCCAGAUGGCUAACUGGAGAACAUGAGCCUUCGGAACCCAAAUCUGAUAAGUACUCGGGAAGACUCCUCAAGAGAGGCAAAGCUAAGAGAUAAGCUAAAUGUACCUUCUCCAGUUGUCCUACAUUUGAUGCCAGCAGGCAAAUCAGAGCCCGUUGGGCGACGUGCAAUUCUGAGAAGCGAGGAAAGUGAAGAAGCACUUGUUCUUCCUCUGGGAACGCCAAGGCAAGUGGAAAAGCUCCGAAAUCUAUUGUCCCGUUGCAAGCACAAUGAGGAAAGCUGGAGAUGCGCUGCCAAAAUCACGUGGCUGGUGAAAACACGGCUUCCUGCUCGUGGUAGAGAGCCUGGCUGAUGACUCUCAGACUGGACAAAGGCCUCAAUGGCCAGGGGCCACUCUGCAGGAACUGGGCCCCAGGCACCUCGGAUUGAAAACCAACCUAACAAAGCGUGUCUGUUUCCACUUGUGAGAGAUGAAAUGAUACGGGUUUUGUGGAAAGUCAGACGCUUACAAAAGCAAAAUGCCUGCCUUCCUCCGGCCAGCCACAUGGAACAGCCACAUGGAAGGGGCCUCAGACUCAGUGGCUGUGUGCCGCUGGCUCUGGGGACUGCUCUAGAAGGAACAAUGAGGUUUAGAGGCUUGUUGUUAUUCACUGUCUAAUUCUUACUCUUUCCAUUGAUUUCAAAUUCCUUCAACAUAAUUGUAACUUGUGGUAUAAAAAGGAAACUUCCACUUGUGAACAAAGUCUCUAAUAAGAGUCCAAUAACAAAAAUCUACAGAAGACCAAAAUAGUCUUUUGUAGUUACCAGCAGUGACCAGGGCUCCACAUAGCCUGUGUUGUAUUGUUAAGGUAAGAAUCAAUCAUGUCCAGGGAAUACUGUGAAAUGUAACACAUGAUCAAAGUGUAGUAGCUUAAAAGGUGGUGGAUUUCUUGUAAAAUUGAAAUCACAUGUGGCAGCUUCGGGAGAUCUUCAACUGGAACAUAAGCGGUGCUUAUGGAUUCUCACCAAAGUUCUCAGGAAAUGGAGUAAGAACUUGGCAAAUACAUGUCAGAUGUAAAACCACUUCCCACAGUGGUAUUUCAUGGAGAAAUGGGUGGCUCAGUCAGUUAAGUGUCUGACUCUUGAUUUUGGCUCAGGUCAUGAUCCCAGGGUCAUGGGAUUGACCCCCACAAUGAGUGUGGAGCAUGCUUAAGAUUCUCUCUCUCUCUCUCUCUCUCUCUCUCUCUCUCUCUGUCUCUCUUUCUCUUUCUCUUUCUCUUUCUCUUUCUCUUUCUCUUUCUUUCUCUGUCCCUCUCUCCCUCUUCUUCCACUCUAAAAUAAAAAUAAAAGUAAAUAAAUAAAUAAACCAAAGUGGAUAUUGACUGGGACCUUUUCACUGAUACUCUUUUGGGAGCAAUGAAUUUCAAACAGGACAUGAUUAUCAUACAACGUGAUAGGUAGCUCUGAGUAUCCAAGCGGCUAGGGCAUUGUUCAGUGGCAAAGCAUUAAGCUUCUCCAGGAAUCUCUUCUGUGUAGGUAGACGGCUGCUAUGGAGACUGCCUUUUUGUGGGUGAAUUUGCCCAGCAGAUGGCAAACAUUCAGUGGAAGAGGAAGGAUGGUACCCGUUAUUGCUGAUGAUGGUUGAAAAUGAAAUUACUUUAAUGAAUGUCGUACUUGGACUUGGUGACUCAGUCAGAGCCCUGUACACUAAGAGCUCAAUCCUGAGGUCUCAAAGUUGAGAUCUUGAUCAUAAACUUCCUUUUUCCCCUCGGUUUUGACAGAAAAUUUAAAUUCUCUAAGGGAUGUUUUAAAAUGUUUUGAAUUUAUGAAUGUUUUAAAUGUUUUAAAAAUAUGAAAGGAUCUUAAUAGUGCCAACCCCAAGAUAGCGAUUCCCUGCCUUCUAGCUGAUACCAAUUUGUCAUGUGUGAACUACAUUCAACUACAAAUUCCACCUUUAAUUAACAAUGGUCUCUAUAUUCUGGGCGAUACUGUCACAAGAGGGAUCGAGGCAGUUGCCCACAAGUGAAAAUUUGUCCCAGAAUAUACGUUUUGUUAUGCAAAGUGGGAACAAAAAUACCCAAUGAUGCACAGUUUUUCUAAGUUGUUCUCUUAUAUAACCACUUAGGCAACAUAACUGUUGUGAUUACCAAAGUCGUGUCAUAAUACAUGUAUACAAAUUGAUUUCAUAUCAGCGAACUUCACUGGGGAAAAAAAAGAAAUCACUAUUUCUGAAGACUAUGACUUUGGUUUUGUUGUGGAAAUAUUCACUGCUAAUAUAUUUGGUGUACAGGAAAGUGCAGUAUUUUGAUCUGAAAAUCUGAAGCUGUGGUCUCAGUUCCAGCUGACCUUGUGACAUCAUUACAUAUUUCUGAGUUUCAUUUCCCAACAAUUCCAUGAUUCUUUAUAGACAGGGAGCUCAAAAAUGGAAAGCAUCAACAUCUAAAUGCAGUCAGAAGCCUAUUUUCUCCUCAUCUUCCUAACGUUCAGGGAGCAUCCUUAACUUGACUAACAAACCUCCAAAGGUACAAUGGUCAAAUGAUGGGCAAGUACACAUUUUUUAAGCCUUUUCACAUGAUUAUCAGGAAUUGCUGCCCUAGCCAAAAUCCUGCACCAGCCAAGGAGUGUUCAUGUAGAAGAACUUAUUGUAUCCUGCUUCAUGUGGACCUCAAAUGUGAAUAACGUUCGCAUGUUCCUAAUACAUCUUAGACUGGAAUCGGCAAACUUCUUUUGUCAAGAGCCAGACAGUAAAAUAUUUUAGGACUUGUGAGCCACACAGCCGUUGUCACAGUUACUCAACUCUGCCCUUGUCAGACAAAAACAGACCCAUGGCGAAUGCAUAAAUGAAGGAGUGCGGCUGUGUUCCAACAAAACUUCAUUAUCAAAAAUAGCCAACGGGUCAGAUUUGGCCCCUGGCCUAUAUUUUGCUGACCCCUGUUUUGGACCUUCUUAAUACUGCAGUGUCCAUCUGUUGUCAUAACACAGAUUCAAUUUAUACUAAAUUCUGUCCAACUUAUUAAUAUUUUAGUUAAUGUCAUAUAAUACAUUAUGAAUCCGUUCUCCUACCAUCCAUGAAUUUAUCUGAAUUUUUGUUUGAUCUACUAAAAUUUAUACUAUAUCACAUCAUGAAUCUGUUGUCAUAUCCUAUGAGAAUUUUUAAAAAUCUUUGUUUAUCCCAUCAAUAUUUGGAGUCCAUAACAAACACACCUUGAGGUAACAAGUAUCUUAAGUUAUCAAGUGGAUGAUGUAGUAAAUCCUCUCCUCCUUCCCUAACUCUUUCUGAUGCAAAGGGAUUUUACAUAAUUACAGUAUUGGGAAUAAGUUUAUUUAUCCUAUUCCUAUCUUUCUUGGUAUUAACCGUAUCCUGUGACAGCUGUUAUCUUUGCAGACAGAAUAGCUCUAAUCUUCACGAUUUGUGCUUAAAUAGCCCGUCUCCCUCAUCUCCUAGAUAAUUAUAUGCCUCCAUCACUGAGUCUCUGUGGGCUCUCUGGGUCCUUGAAGUAUAGGGACUAGACAGGGACAGAGUGUUCCAGGCUGGUCACAUCAUCUCUUCCUAAUGCUGCCCCGUUGUACCUUUUGACUGCAGCAAGCAAGAAACAAAGUAAAAAUGUGAAAGUGGGGAAGAAAUUGAGAAAGCCCAGAGGAUUUUUGGAAGAGCAAAAUGGACCACAUGAAAAGGAAACAUUGACUCUUGCGAAACGCUCUGAACUGGCUACUAAUGCAUUGUGUAAUUUCUUUAAAUCUUAGUUGUAACCACAAUUAAGCUUUCUGGAGUGUUGAAAAAUGAGAACAAAACUAAUAUCCUGGUUUGCCUAAGAAUGAUCCUGUAGUAAUGUAGAGUGAAGAGCUCUGGUAAGAGUUUGUCUGUGAUGGAUACCAACCAUGCAGAAUUUACACAAGCCACACUUCUGUGAGAUGAGAAAAUUUGGGACAUUAAUUUAGCACACGGGGCUAAAUAGCUGUGAAGUGAGCUCUGCUGCCUAGACAGGACCACACUCCUAAUCUGGGAAAAUCUACCUUUGCGUUGAAUUCUCUCCUCUGCCUUCCUGAGCCAGUGGGAAAUGUUAACCUGAAUUUAGUGAGAUCAGUUAUAGAGGGACUGUGUUGGCAUUAAAAGUCCUGUGCAAAAGGACUUUAUUUACACUUUCAAAACCUUUUUAAAACGUAAUGUUAUAUGAUAAUCAAUUAUAUGUAUUCAAAUUACAAUUUUUCACAGGGUGCCUUGGUGGCUUAGUCGUUUAAGCAUUCCACGCUUGAUCUCGUCUUGGGUCAUGAUCUCCUGGUUCUGUUUGUGGGAUUGAGUCCCGCGUUGGGCUCUACACUGACAGCUUGGAGCCUGCUUGCUAUUCUCUUUCUCCCUCUUUCUCUGCCCCUCUCCUGCUCACACUCAUGCUCUCUCUCUCUCUAUCCCACUCUCUGUCAAAACAAAUAAAAAACUUCUAAAAAAUGUAUCAUAGUCAUCGUUAGAAGUAAUCCUGCAAAAUUUAUGAAACAAACAUAUCAAACCACUUAGACACUAUGCUAAGUGCCCGGGAAAUAAUAGUGAGCAGAAUAGUCUCUUCCCAUGUAGAGCUCAUAGUAUAAAGAGGAAAUAGAUGUCAAUCGAAUUCAUGUAUGUUUGUAAGUAUGGUAAGGACAACAGAGGAGAGGCAUGUUAUUUACUAAGGAAGUACCCCUGAGAAAGUGAUGGUUGACCUUAGACCAAAAUGGGAAGGAAGAGUUAAUUCAGCAAAAGGAACAGCACGUCAAAAGGCACCGAGGCAGGAGAGAGCGUGCCAGAUGUGUGGGAAUAGAAAAAAACUCAGAGUAACAAAAUAUAAGAAAAAGCUGGAGAAUGAGAGAGAGAGGCCAGGCCACACAGGAUCUUAAGGAGCAAUAGGAAGCCUUUAAGGUGUUUGAAGAAGAGGGAUAGCACGAUCCUGCUGGUAUUUUUAAAAACAAAUAAACAUUCAACUAGGGAAAAAAUAGUUUAAGAUUAAUUUUUAAUCUUUUUAAAAAAUUAAAACCAUCUAAAAGAAAAUUACUCAGCCUACUGUAUGGAGAAUAUUGUGGAAACAAGAGCCAAUGCCUAUGCAUUGCUUAGAGGUUAAGACACUUGGCAAGAAAGAUGAAUAAAAACAGUAACUUAUAUGAUUUUUAAAUUCUAGCCUGGAAGGUGGCCCAAGCCUUUGUACCAUCAAACAGUUAAGAUGUUCCUUCAGGAAAUGUUUGGAAAUGAAUGUUUUACCACACAGUAUGACAUCCAUGAGUUUUAGUACUUUGGGAUCUCAGGCACGUACUUCAGAGGAUGAAAAAAGAGAUUUAAUUAGCUUCUGUUUACGAACUCACCAGCCAUGACUUUCCUUACUGUCCAUGUGGUAUUUCCGUCUCUAGGAAUUACUUCUAGCAAUAAGCCAACUAGUUGGUGUAUCCUCCAAAUCUGGUCAAUUCUGAACUUUGGGUCUUAAGUACCUUAUUGGUCUUUGACGAUUUUUUUUAUUUGCCUACCUCUUGACUUAUUUUGCCCCAGAAGAAGAACCUUUUCCUUUUUUUUUUAAGUUUAUCUAUUUUUGAGAGAGAGAAAGAGCAUGAGCAGGGGAGAGGCACAGAGAGACAGAAGAGAGAGAGAGCAUGUGCAUUUGUGCAAGCAGGGGAGGGGCAGAGAGAGGGAGAGAGAGAAUCCCAAGCAGGUACCAUGCCCAGCACAGAGCCCAACUCAGGGCUUGAUCUAGUGAGAACGAUGAGAUCAUGACCUGAGCUGAAAUCAAGAGUUGGACACUUAACCAACUGAACCACCAAGGCGCUCCCCCAGGAGAAGAACCCUCUUAGAUGAAUCAGGUCUAAGAAAGUUUAAUUUUCUUUGAUACUUUAAGGAGGUGGAAGAAAGUAAUUUUGCAUAGGAAUAUAAAUGUUUGUGGGAUGCCUGGGUGGCUCAGUCAGUUAAGCCUCCAACUCCUGGUUUCAGCUUAGGUCAUAAUCUCACAGUUUCGUGGGUUCAAACCCCACAUCAAGCUCUGCUCUGGCUGUGGAGAGCCUGCUUGGGAUUCUCUCUCUCCCUCUCUCUCUGCCCCUUUCCCACUGGUGUGCAUGCUCUCUCUCUCUCACUCUCUCUCUUUGUCUCUCUCUCCCUCUCUCAAAAAUAAAUAAAUAAAAACUUUUUAAAAAGAAUGUAAAUGUUUGCUGUUCAGCAUAUUAUGGAAUAGGUCCCUCAAGUUGGUGAAGGGUUAGAAAAAUGAAUUUUUAUGUAGGCUCAAAAUUUUAAUUACUUUUUUCUGGCAUUGUGGAAUGGAAUAAAGAAAAUGAAUAUCACCAUAAUGCCACCACCUAGAAAAAGAUUACUGUUUACAUAUAAUAAUUUUUUCCUCUCAUUUUUUAAAAAACAUUAGCAAUAUAUAUACAUUUCCAAAACCUUUUUAAAAUGUAAUGUUACAUGAUAAUCAAUUAUAUGUAUGUCAGUGAUUUCUGAAAACAUGUUUUUUAAGCCAUCAUGGCAUUCCAUCAUAGCAAUGUACUGAUUUUGCCAAUUUGAUAAGUCUAAAAGAAUGUUAUUUUCAUUUCUUUCAUUACCAGGAAUAAUUUUUUCUUUCGUACAUUUACCAUUCUUCAUAUUUCUUCUUGUAUGGAUUCCCUUUUAUGGCCAUUAUCAAAAUUUCUAUUUGUCUCCCAAUAUUCUCUUAAUUUUUAAAAAAUGAACUCUUUCUAUUUUAAGGAUAUUGAAUCUAUUUUCUAUAAUAAUAUAAAUAUCUUACCCAAUUUGGUCUUUGUCUUCUAAUUCUAUGUAAAGUAUUUUUGAUAAGCAUAGAUUUUUAUGGCUUGAAGGCUAUCAGUUUUUUCCUAUGUGAUUACUUAUUAGCUGUUCAUUCAACACAUACUUGUUGAGGGUCAUGUAUUAGCCACUAAGCUACAUGACGGGAGUAAACCAGAAAGCAAGACAGAGAUGGCUUUGUCUUUUCAGAGCUUAUAGUCUAGUGAGGAAGUAAGACAAAAAACCAGGCCAGUUUAAUAUAACACAGUAUAAGCUCUGUGAGAGGAAGUGUAGGGUAGCAUGAGUCCCAUAAUCUGGACGUCAGGUUAAGAGAAGGCUUUUGGAAAGUAGCAACUUUCUAGCUGAGAAUGAAGAGACAAGGCGAUGUGAAUUGGGGCAGAGGAAAGCAGUAUGUGCAAAGGUUCAUGUUCAGUGACCUAAAUGCUAAAUAUCCCAUGCGUACAACGUGGAGUGUAUGUGCCAAGGGGGCGGAGGGGAGUGAUGGACAAGAUAUGAGCAGGAGCCCACUUGGGAGGCUGCUGUUUGCAGCAGUUCAGGAGAAAGAUGAUGGGCAAGGAAGGUGCUGACCAUAUUCACUGGAUAAACAAUGCUUCAGUUAUGUAUUAAGUUCUUAUGCGUAUCCUACUGGCCACUGCAGAAUAAGCUAUUUAGUUUUAUUGUCAUCUAAAUGACAGUUCUUGGACCAACACCACGCUGGUUUUGAGUUUUAUGAAACAUGUAAACUGGUAGGGCAUAUAACUUCUCAUCACUUUUCAGUUUCAAAUUUAAUGUCAGUGUGUCCUGGGUAAACUCUAAAAUGAUUUUGGAAAGUUAGAAAAGCAUGUGUGUGUGUGUGUGUGUGUGUGUGUGUGUGUGUGUGUGUAAAUACACAUGUAUGUAUGUAUGUAUGUAUAUGCAUGUGUACACACACAUACACACACAAUCUUCCAUUGGUAACUGGAGAAUGCAUUAAACGUAUAGGUCAGUUAUGAAAGAACUGUCAAUCUUUUUAAUAUUGACUCAGCCCAUCAAGAAGCAUUGAACAUCUCCCCACAUACUUGAAUUUUCUUUUAUAUUUCUUGUUAAAGUGUUAUAGUUUUACUCAUGUAUGUCCUAUACAUUUCAUGUUAGGGUUAUUCUUAUGUAUCUUAUGCUUUUAGGCUCUCAUUAUUAAUGGGUCUUUUUUUUUCCAUAUUUUCUCUCUGAUAUUGCUCUCUGAUAGGAAAAAUACUAAUGUACAUAUUUCUUUCUAUCUAUUUGACUCGUAAUUGAUUAUAAGAAUUUUUAGUUGAUUAUAAGAGUUUGUAACCAACAGUCUAUAAAUGGUAAUUUUCCUCCUUUCAAUAGCUGCAUCCAAUUUUUGUUUGAUGUCUUGUAACAUUGAUUAUAACUUCUAUUAAAUAGUAAUAGAUAGUGAACAUCCUGUUAGUAUCAAUUUUAACAAGAAUGCUUUUUAUUUAACAUUUUUUAAAGUAUAUUCAAUAGUAUACUCAAUGAGAAAUAAUAAAAUAAGCAUGGGAAAUGCUACAAAUGAAAUCUUCUCUCCCAGGGAUUCCUAACUUAUAUUCAUAUGUUAAGAGUCUGGGAUCAGCAAUAAAGAAACUAGUUCAACUGAGUUGAACAAAUAUUUCUAAAAUGUAUUUGACCACAGAAAUCUUUUUCUCUCAUUUGGAAAGUUACACCAAUUAUAACAGUUAAUAUUAGAUUAAUUUGAUCUUUUAUUUUUCUAUUUUUGGGGGCACCUUAUCUCUUUGUUUUUAAUCUACCUUUUGCCACAUGGAAGAUGGUUUGGUUUUGCUUUUAUUUUUUCCAGUAAAUUAGAAGGUAGUCAUCCUCUUUUUAUUUCUACAAGCUAUUGCACUUAACGUUUUCCAAAACACUUUACCUGUAUUUUAUACUUAACCAGAGUCAUGGACAUUAACCGUCUACUUUUAUAAUCAAGUUCAUAAUGAAAUGACAUGCUUGAAUGGCCAUAUCAAAGAUGAGAUGUUUAAUCCAUUUUACUUCCUUUCAACCAUUUUCUCAAUAUUUGUAAGAAUAAAUUAACAUUUUUUAUUCAGGUUACUGUCAAUCACAUAUUUUAUAUUACUUCUCUUUUGUGAAUUAUUUUAUCUAUUCAGCCAUGUAAUCAUAUUUACAGUACAUUUUUGCAUAGUUAUAUGGUUAUCUGGUUUCUGUGUACAUAGUUUUUGGCCUUUAUACCAUAAUUUUCUUAUUUUUGAUUCAUUUUAAUUAUCUCUCAGGCAGCUCAAAAGUCAUUGUAAGUAGAACAAGGAGAUAAUUUUUUUUUGAAUCCUUUUAUUUACUUAAACAAAUUUCUGUCUGCUUUCAACAUAAAUAGCAACUUUUCUGUGUAUAAAAUUCUUGCCUAACCAUCUUUCUUGCUUUUUGCCUUUAGUCAUGUGGUGGGAAAAUCUGAGAUGAUCCCUAUUUUUAUUUCUAAGUUAGUAAUCUGUUUUUCUUCAUGGAAGUGUAUAGGUUUUACUUUGCAAUUCAAAUACUUUGUCAUAAUGUAUCUAGGUGUAAGCUCUUUUUCUGAUUUUCAUAGGCUUGCUGAAUCAUGUCAGUUACCAGAGUCAGAUCUUCCAUUUGCACUAGGAAUUUUUCCUUUUCUUAAAGCUUCUUUUAUGAUUUCGAAUAUUUUUUUCCUUUAUUCUCUUUUUUUAAAUAUGUAUUUUCAAAAUUUGGAUGCUUUAUUAUAGAGAGAUAAUUUACAUCGAAUGAAAUACAAAGACUUCAAGCAUACCCUAAGUUAGAUCAGUUUGCCAAACUCAUAUAUCUGAGUAACUCACAUCCGUAUCAAGCUAUUGAACAUUCCCAUCACAGAAUUUCCUCAUGCCACUUCCCAAGUAAUCCCAAUACCAGAUGCAACCACUGAUCUGAUUUCUAUCACCUUAGAUUGGUUUUGCUUGUUCUGAGUAUCAUAUUAUACAUAUUACAUAUUAUAUAACAUAUGCAAUAUUAUGUAUAAUACUUCUUUUACGUAUUUUUUGAGAUUUAUCCAUGUUGUUGCUGGUGUCAGUAAUUCAUUUCACUUAUUGCUGAAUAGUAUUCUAUUCUAUGAAUACCUUAUGAUUUGUUUAUUGAUCUUCCUAUUUGUGGAUACCUGGGCUAUAUCCAGUUUGGUGCUAUUAUGAAUAAAGCUGCUAGUAACAUUCUUGUUAGGUUUGUUGUGGACAUAUUUUUUCUUUUCUUUUCUGUUUUCUUUUUUUUUUUUUUUUUUUUUUUUAUAAUUCUGUAGGAGUAGAGUUUUGAGGUCAAAGACUGGGAAUAUAUUUAACUGUUAAGAAACUGACAACAGUUUUCCAAAGUGGUUGUGCCAUUUUACAUCCCUGCCAGCAGUUUAUGAGUUUCAGUUGCUCUGUAUCCCUGGUGACAUUUAGUGUUGUCACUCUUUCAUUUUAGCCCUGCUGUUGGGUGUGUGGUGCUGUCUCACUGUGAUCAUUGGUGUCUCUUUCAAGAGUAUAAAUUAGCCCUAAUUUGAUUCUGUGCCCCCCUUGAUGUAUCUACUAUCUUGUAUCUCAUUUAUUCCUUUAAAGGAGUACAGUGCAGGGCUUCUAUAUUUUAGGGAGUGUCUGAUUCUGUGUCCUAACAUGUCAGUUUUGCCUCUUCCUGCCUUCAGUGGACUUAUUAGUACUAUUAUUAAUACUACCCAUUUUUUGGUUUCCCUGCAAUCCUCCUCAUCUUACCCAGCCUUUUAUCUCAUAACAGCUACCUGUCUGCUUUCACAGGGUCUUUUUUUCUACAUCAAUUGAGAAUGAGAAAUAGUUUUCUAAAAUUGUUUCUGAGAUGAUGCUUCAGUUUCCUUGCUAUGUACUUUAUCCACUGUCUGUGCUAUUUAUUUUUCAUGCUUACUCAUCCAGGAAUGAAAGCCGAUCCACUUAGACCCAAUAUUUGUGAACACAUAGAAUGUGCAGUGUGUUCUGGGACCUGCUCAGUUUGUACCAGGCUAUAAGUUUUCUGGUUCACAGCCGGAGGGCAGAAUGACAUGUCCUAGUUCAAUAUCAGCUUCUAACAGGAAUGCUGCUAAUGUAGUUUUGUGUAUAGAGAUAAGAUCUCUUCCCCCACCGCCUAUUCUCCUACUCUCAAAACAGGAAACACAAAAAAGGCAUCUUUGAGAUCUCUUUCUUCCAGGACUCUUCCUUCCUUCUCCCUGUAGUCUUUAUUUGUUGGAUACGUGUUCUAAGAUAUCCAGUGCCUGGUCUUGUAAAAUCCAAAUCCACUGUUUUCUGAAGGUUGAAACUUUCAUAUGGAUAUAGAAAGGAUGCCCUGCUGUGUUGAAGAUGGCUUUAGUAGGAGGGUAGCAGAACAGUUUUCAGGAAAAGAGUGAACUAUCUUCCUAUCUUCUUUGAAGCCAAUAGUUUGGUUUUGUUUACAGCAGCAAAUCAUAUGUUUGUUGGCAGUUGUGAUUCACUUUUCACUGCCAUGGGUCAUGUUAGUCCCGACAUUUCCUCCAGGUUUCUGACUAUGGACUGACUGCAGGUCUUGGUUUUUUUUAUAUAGUCUAGAUUUUUCAUUCUCCCUUUCCCUCCUCCACCCCCUGUCUUUAUAAGGAGUCAAAAAUAGGUACUUCUUUCCAGAAACGUAAUAAAUGUCUUAAGUCCUUUUCAGUUGUAAGAUGUUAUCAUUCUAUACACUUCCUCCAUGAAUCUUGGCUAAAUUCUUCACUUAUUCAAGUUCAAGUUUGUAUGAACGACUACCAUGUCUCUCUAUUUUACAUACAUAGAUAAAUUCAAAAACAUGAUGAACUCUCUAUUAGUCUUUAACAUUUUGAAGUGCUAUCUCACCAAGAAAACCCUUUUACAGGUGACCAAAUGUCCUAGGCGAGAAGAGUGGCAGAAAUCUAAUUCGUCAUAUUUUUUUACUUCCUUAAAAUGGUGAUUAAGUGUAUGCCUUGAAAGAUACGUCAUUAUCAUCUCUGAGUGGCAUCUGAAUUCAAGUCAACUAACUUUUACUGAGAUCUUGUGGUGUAUCAGGAACCAUACUAGAAAGUAGAUAUAUAGAGUUAGAUAAGACGUGAUCUGUCGCAUUGGGGAAUUCAAGGUCUUCCUGCUACCUCUACCAUUGUCACGUGCAGGACUAGUAAGUCCAGUCUUUGGGAUUUUGAUGUCACUCAUAUUGUUUAAAAAUCUUUUGACCCUCAUACAAAUAUAUAUUUUUUUCUCUUAGGAGUAUAUUCUUUCUAUCAGGAAAGCUUUGACCCUGGAAUAAUACCGCAUUAUUCCCUGGGAGUAAUAAGAUUGGUGAAGUGAGAGUCUUUGAAGAAUAACACCAAAUAGCACAGAAACUAAGACUGAGGUUUCAGCAGAGCUCGCAGGGCAUCUGGUAGGUACCCUUUGCUGUGUACAAUGAAAAUCCCAAACUCUGCUCCUUUGGGAAAUAAGCCUCUCCUAGCCAUAACAUUCAAAACAUAGCUGAACAUUCAUUCUAUCAUCAUAUGUAAGUGUGUAUUAUAUACUCUAAGCCCAGUAUACUUUUCCAUGCAGAGGUAAAACAACAAAGUUAAAUUACAAUCUUCUUCUGAAAGAAAACUUUCACACAAUUAGCCUUUGAAAUAUAUUCUCUAAAGUACCAUGAAAACAUUGUCCCAUAAAACAGUGUUUCUAAGAAACACAUAUCCCUGCCUUUGAUUUUUCUUGUCACCACCAAUAAAAAUAAGAGCCGUGUUGUCUUCUUCAUGACCCUCAAAAAAAAAAAAAUCUUGACAUUCUCAAUCUUGACUUGCAACACCAACGAUACCAAACAAAGAUAAAGGUUGGAAGGGAAAAAUAUCAACUACCUGCCCAAAAUAUUUACUAUAGCAAUUCUGAGCUUUUGAUAAAGACUCAAACUUCCCAUGUAUGUCCACUAGAUGAAAAAAAGGAGUUUUGUUAUUAGGAAACCAUAUUCAAGAAAGAAGUUGGUCCCACUAACACUUUACUUAUGCCAUGUGAAUUAUUGGUCUCUUUUACACAGAUGUUUAACAAGUUCUUAGCAAAGCUGUGUUAGACUAGCACAGAGCCCCAUCAAAUCUGUACUAACAGUCACUGGAACAUCAUUUAGUAGAUUUCUGCUCUCUUUUAUGCCAUGAGUGGUGGACACUACUUCAGACCACAAAUGGGCAGAACGGUGUUAUAUCCAAAGUUUUGGCAUGACAGGAUGCUGUCUUCCUCCUUGUGAUGAUUCAAGACACAACCUAAUGAUUCUGGUUAUGGUAGGAGCUCAAGAAAUCUUGGCUCAUCAUUUCUUUUCCUCCAGUGGGUCUUGCUGGUUACUCAGCAGAAUGUCCUGCUGAGCAAGGCAUCUUUUGUGGCCACUGUCACCUCUGGCAUAACCACAUGUUUGAUAUCUAAAAGAUAUCUUUAACCAUAUUUUGCCAGGAAUCCAACUUCUAUAGCACGAGAGUCCAUUCAGUUUUCUACUACCUAUACAAAAGGACAGCUCAAUCUUUCUGAAAGGACUGUUCUCAAACAAGGGAGCAUUUAAGACAACAUGUCAACAAGAUGGCCUGGUAAUUGAUGCCCCUUUCACAUCUAGAUAAAAUGUGUGGUUGGCUCAGAUCCUCUUUUCUUCCCAGUGCCCUUUGGGAGCAGGAUCUACUAAGGGCACAGUUGACAAUGAGAAGCCAUCAGUGAUUUAUAAUAUGUUCAAGAACAAGACCAGGAAUGGGGCCAUUAUGCAGCCUCCCCUAUUUGAUUGUCAGAGGAUAGAUGCUCCCUUAACAAAGGAAUCUCCACUGACAUUUUCAGAGACACAUAAAAUAAUUGGCACUUGAAUGUUUUUUUCAGCCUUUCACAAGAGUACGGGAAUGAUCUAAAGCUAUAUUGUAUUCAUGUCAUGUCUUUUUUUUUAACUUUAUGUACUUAUUUUGAGAGGGAGAAAGAAAGCACAAGUUGAGGGAGAGAGAGAAUCCCAAGCAGGCUAUCAGCGCAGAGCCUGACACGGGGCUCAAUCUCACAAAUGUGACAUCAUGACCUGAGCCGUGAUUAAGAGUCAGACACUUAACUGACUGAGCCACCCAGGCGCUCCUCAUGUCAUCUCUUUUGUUAGUAUAUCUUAUAUUAUUAGUUUACUUUCAAACAGAUGGCCUCACAUAUUUUGCUAAAGUAGAAAGAAGUCAUGUUAUGAUCAUUCUUAAGAGAAUUGCCUAAAAUACAUUCGUUUAAUCUCUUAACCAUUUUCAAACUGCUGUUGCCUGCCCACCAUGCAUUUAAUACACUAUGUGAGGCACCAGUAUGAAAAGGUGAUCAUUUUCUAUCCUCAAGAAACACACAGUCUAGUGGAGGAGAGAACUGUGGUAUAGUCAUGGAAGGACCGGGGACAGUUACUGAACAAGCAGAAAGAGUAGGAGGAGAUUCUAUAGAGGAAACAGCAUACACAAGCUUACAGCAAGUCACAUGUCCCUGACAUUUGGGACAGUUGCAGGUCACCAGAUGGACAGAGCACACAGGAAGAAGUAGAAAGAGACAGCAAGUGUGGCUGAGAAAAGUAGGUUGGGUCAGACUGUAAAGAGCUUUGAAUAUGGUGCUAAGUGCUUUCAUCUGUGAUUCAGGGGAGUCACAGUUAUGAGAAGACUUGAAGUCAAGUCUCUUGAUUCAUAGUCAUGGUUUUCUCUGCUAGAUUACACUCGCCCCUCCAAACUCAAAUGAACACCUUGCUGGAUUUGACCAGAGAUUGUUCAAUGGAAACAUGUAAACUGCCUCUUAAAAGUAAUCAGUAAAUUCUCUUAUUAUUAUCUCCAUCUUAUAGAUGAGGAAACUGAAGCAUAAAGAGUUAAGUAACUUGUCCAAGGUCAUACAACUAGUUAGGUGAUUGCAGGCAAUCUGGCUUCACAGUCUUUAGUCUUAACUACAACACGUACCUGUUUUGAUCUGCAGAUCUUUAUGCAUUUGUGUGUUCUACUGAUGUUAGCAUUGGCAAGUAAGGGCUCCCUUCCAGAAUAGAAUUGCUAUCUGGCCAAGUUUGAGACUGAAAGGAUGAAUGUCUAUAACACAGGUUGGGAUCAGGGAAUGAAAGAUACCCCCUAGUCAUGUCUCCAAAUAUCUUUUUCUUUACCCUUUCCUGACUAUUUGAAGAAACCAGGCAUCUGGGACUGGGCAGCCUCAUCCUGUGAAAGGACAGAGAAAUACUAGAAGGAUCUUAAAAGGAUAUUAACAGAUUUGAUGAGACCUCUGAAAUACUACAAAUACUGCAAUUGUGUUUACUGCCCAAGACUUUGAAAGUUAAGGCCUGAAAAUCUGAGAGAGAGAUUUUGUGGUUGUUUGGUUUUGUUUAAAUAUUCAUGGAGAUACUGGCAAAGAAAUUGGAAUGUAAGCAGGAAAGACAGGCCCUAUAAGUCUUUCUCUUUAUGCAAUGAUAUUAAUAACAUCCAAACAGGCCUUAGGGCUGUCUUCUUAGAGCUGUACUUACCAAAGGAGCAAGCUAUCAUUUUCCUUGGAAGCCUGAAUGUUAAAUAUACUUUUACAACAUGAUUCAAAUAUUGUGGUUUUAAAAGUCAUCUAUUGUGUUUUGAAUAUCUAUAGCUCUUCAAUACCUUAUUAGGAAUUGGUCUAACAAUGUAAAGAAAAGCUUUUAAUUAACUGGUGUAGGACUUUCUCAACUUACAGUGGGGUCAUGUCCUGGUAAUCCCACAUAAGUUGAAAACAUUAUAAGUUGAAAAUGCAUUUAAUACACGUGACCUACCAAAUAUUGUAGCUGAGGCUAGUCUACCUUAAACAUGCUCGGAACACUUGCAUCAGCCUAUAGUUGGGCCACAUCAUCUAACACAAAGCCUAUUUUAUAAUAAAGUGUUGACUCUCUCAUGUAAUGUACUGAACACUGUACUGAAAGAGAAAAACAGCAUGAUCGUAUGGGGACAGACUGGUUGUGAGCGUGCUGGUUGUUUACCCUUGUGACGGUGUGGCUGACUGGGAGCUGCAACUCCUCGCCACUGCCCAGCAUUACUAGAGCUUCUAGUAAUAUGUGAUAUGUGCUAUGUGAUAUGUGGGCUACCACAUAUCACUAGCCUGGAAAUAGAUCAAAAUUCAAAAGUCAAAGUACGGUUUCUACUAAAUGCAUAUGGCUUUUGUACCACCUUAAAGUCAGAAAAUCAUAAGUCAACGCAUCAUUAAGUUGGAGACCAUCUGCAACAACUAUGAGAAGUAGUGAUCUCCAUUUCCCCAGAAGUGUUUGAGCAGAGAUGGAAUACCUAUUGGAGGGUGGUGCUAAGAAGGAAUAAGAGUAUGAUGUCUGAGGCUGGAAUAGAAUGGUCUCUGAAGGUUCCUUCAGCUCUAACAUUUUAUGAAAUAAUUUUCAAGCAUUGGCCUGCACAAAUACCUUAGCAUUCCAUUUUGUCAUACUCACCUGUUCCAUAUGGAAAAGGAUAUUCAGUCCACUUUUUGACAGUAGCUGAAUCUUCAUGUUCAUUUUUAUAUCUCUGAAAUUUUAGUAUAUGUUGAGCAUAGAGAUAGACAUUAUAUAUCUAUAAUUAUAUUAUAGAUAUAGAUAUAUACAUAUAGAUAUAUAGAUUCACAUAUCUUUGUGUGUAUGUAUAUGGAGAAUACGUUUAAUGGCAUUUCAUUAAUCUUCUGACCGUGUUUACAAGGUAGAACAUGAGUGGUAUCUCUAUGAUUAUAUUAUAGGUGAAAAAACUGGGGCCCAGGAUUUUCCCACAUCCUCCAGCCUCUGAUGCUUAUUUGGAAAUAGCCCUUUGAAUAGAGUCCUUUAUUUUAUGUGUGGAUAUUUUGUUCAGUUUUAAUUACAAUGAAAGCUCCUUAAGGAGAGGGACCAUAGGAAAUUUAGGUAACUUUCUAUGGAUUUUUUCUUUUGUUACCCUAGAAUGCAUUGUUCUUCAUCUAAGAUUUCUCCUCCUUACACAUAGCUAAUAUUUAAGAAGCACAUAUUAAAUUGAAUUGUCAUACUAACUCUUGCCCAAUCUCAGGUCAGAGCACAAGGAGACUGUGCACAACUUGUAUCUGAUGAGGUAUCUACAAGUAAAAGCAUCCUGACAACAGGGCAAAUUUCAGAUAACAUGAUGCUCCUAGUAUCAAACAAGAUAAAUGUGCAAGGAUGACUAAACAGGACUUCCCUCCAUAAGUCAGCUCCUGCCUGAGUCAAAUGAUACAUUUCUCAGAAGCAUUUGCAAAACUGGAUCCAGCUCUUGAUGCCUUAGGGAUCUGUAUAAAGCCAAGAUAACCACCAGAUGAAAAGAAUUGGUUUGUUUUCCUGUUGUGAUGUUGAGAGGCAGUGAUAAUGGUUUGGCUAGACCCUACUGGAAAGUACAAAAAAAAAAAAAAGAUUCAAAGUCCUCUACUUGGAAAUGUAUAAGAAAUCUCACUCAAGGAUCAACUGCAUAUUUUUACAAGGUCAUGGUUUUGCAAGAGACUGGGCCAUGUUUUCCCAACUCAAUGAUUUCACUAAGAACUACGUGUCUUCUUAGAACUGCUAACAUUUCUGAGGCAUCUUGGUAGACACUAAGUCAAGUGAGCCCACUCCCCAGGGCCAGUCUGUGUUCGAAGCAAACACAGGCCUUAUCUCUUGCCAUAAAGAGUCAUUGGCAAUACUCAUCAGUCAUUCUCCAGCUUUUAACUUAGGUAAGCACAGAUCAGCGUCAGCUGUUUUUCCCUUUCUCUAUUGAAAUGCCCUCAAAACACUGACCUAUGCCAACUCUGUGAAAAUUCCACCUUUGUUUUUCUUGUCCAGCUUUAUUAUCACUUCCUUCCCUUCAUCUUAUCCCCUUGCUCCAAAGCACUGCUUGGUUGGUGUAUGUCACUCUCAUUAUGGAUUCUUAAGAUGGGACCAGGAGAGUGAGCAAUUGACCUUACAUGUCUGUUUGAUGCAGCUGCCCUGUGUCAUAGAAAUGGAUCUCAGUUUUUAACCACUGUCAUGAGAUAGAAGGUUCUUCAGCAGCAUACUUCAUUGUCAAAAUGUGGGAGAAGAUGUAGAGAAGGUUUCCAGUAGAUGGAUUUCUGCUUACUCACUCCUACAUAUCGCGUUGCCUCUUGCAGAGUGUUUCCAGGGAUUUGGUUUUCAUUCCAUUCUCAUAGAAAUUCCAGGAAGUAUAGAUUAUCAGUCUCAUUUUUCAGAGAUGAAGAGAGCAAGGCAAAAUGGUGAAGUGGCAUGCCCAUGGCCACGUGGCUGAGAAGCAGCCAGGCCAGGUCUUGGACAUAGGUCUUCUGACACGUGUCAUGUCCGGGGCUCCUUUUUUCUCCUCCAUGACUGCCUUCCCACUUUCAUGGAAAGAAUCAAAGCCCGGAUGGAUAAAUAACAACAAUAGUAAAGUGAAUGAUUGGCUUUUUUGCAUCUGCUGUGUGCUAGAUACCGUACUCAUAAUUUUAGGUACAUUAUUGCAUCUAGCCUUCAUAGAGUAGAUGAAGACUAUCAUUAUUAUCCCCACUUAAAGAAGGAACUGGGCUUCAGAUAGCAUAAGCAACUUGUUCAAAGUUGCCCUGGUUGAUAGAGACAGAAUCCAUGCCCAGUUACUGAACCAUGGAAUUUGCUAGUUCCAUAAAGCUAAAAUUUUAGGGGGAAAAAAGCACGACCUUGUGAACAGAAUCUUGAGCAAGAAGGAUAGAGGAUCUGAGUCUGAGUUCCAGCUCUGACUCUGUUCAUCUGAUGAUUCUUCAGAUUGUUUGCUUCUUAUUAUAAAAUGGGACUGGUACUAUUUGGCCUGAUAUCUCCCAGAGGAGGUCCAGUCAGGCCAGAUAUGCCUAGGGUCUCUCCAAGCUGGAGAGCACCAUUCCCAGGCAAGGUAUCAUUCUUAGUGUUAGAAUGAGGUCAGUAGCCCUGGUAACCUGACAGCUCAUAGCACUGCCAGAAAGCCUGGGCUCUUCUCUUAGUCCCCUAUUCCCUCCACAGCUGUCAGAUCAGCUUGGUUAAGAAGACUUUCAUUCUUAGAGAAUGUGUCCAUGAGAGUAUCUCCAUUUAUAUUUAUAAAAACUUAUUAAGUGAAAUUAAGCUGCCCUCUACCAAGGGUAUGUUUUUGAGCACUCUUCCCCUGGCUUUGGGGCAAAACAAUUGUCAGUCAACAAACUAGAUACCGUCACUGCCCUGAAGGUGUUUGUAUUCUGAGAAUGACUAACAACCUUCUGUCACUCUACAAAACUGAGAGUAAGGCUUUCAGAGGGAAGGUUCUGGGGCAGCUUGUGACCAAAGCCAAGACAGAAUUGAAUUGCUCUUGUGUCCAAGCUUAUUGACCAUCAUGAGAGCAGCCAUUUACCAAUUGCCUUCUAUGAGACGGGUGCGUUAAGUAUAUUAUUUCUCCCGAUGGCCCCGUGAAGUACUUCUGUCCCCAUUUUGUAGAGGAACAAAGUGAGGCUCAGGGAGAAAUAUUCCCAGAGCUAGAAAGUUUUAUACUGGUCUUCUUGGAGCGCCAUCCAUCCCCUUUUGCCUAAACAACUAGCCAGUUUCAAAGUGCCACCCAUCCUCCAGGCCAGCCACUCCUUCCUGCCAGUCAUCAACACUACUCAGGGCUUAGAGGACCAUGCUGGCAGGAAAGGAACCUUGCAUUUUCUAAAACGCACACCCCCACGUUGGGUUGGGUCUGGACUAUGACCACUGACUUCCCCUCCCCCACCACCAUCCCUACUUUUUUAGAGGGGAAUUUAUCAAAACCUCUGUUUUUCUUGUAUUCAUUCAGUCCUGGCUCUCUAUUUAGUUGUGAUGAUAGAUACAAUAUUUUUAGAAAUUUUGAUGCCUUGAAAUACAAAUUUAGAAUUUAUGGGGAUUGAGGAAACUACAAAAUGUAGUGGGAAUUGAAAUAUACAAAAUACUGACUUUCAGUGUCAUUUACAGGUCUAUGAUCACCUUAUUUUGGAAUAUCAAGACAAUAACAAUUACAUUGCUCAUGUAAUAAGCAGAUUUUAUUUAAAGAAUUAUAAAGGACAAAAUGUAAAGGGGGGGAUAAUAUAUUUGAACAACUUGGGGUUUUUUUUUCAAUUUUCAAGCUUUGAAUGAAAGUUUUUUUAGAAAGCGUUAAAAAUUCUCCUAUAUUUCAGUCUCUUUAAGGUAAACUUAUAGCUAUAAAUGAUGCCUCAAAAACCCUUCUAUCAUUAUGUGAAUCACAGGAAAUUGGUGGACAGUUUUACUCCUAGUCCUGUAGCACCAAAGAAUAGAUCACAGCUCUUCCUUUCAGAAAAUCACAUUUUCAUCCAGAUACGUUAUCUGCCUCACAGUCAUAACUACUUUCACAUCUGGGAGAUCUUAAACUGAAAAUGUCCACAAAUCACACAGCCUGGCAGGGUAGGGGCAAUCAGGAAUAAGGGGAUCCACACUGAAUUCUGUCUCUUGGUUGAUCUUGCAUUUCUUCUAUAGCAUUUCUUUACAUUUAAGAAAAGCCCAAUUGUCUUAUGAACUGUAUGAGCCUCUGUAAUCUUUUGGUGAGGUUGGGGGACUUACAGCCACAUUUCUAUGCAUUUUCCCUUGUUUUCAGGCUUCGAGGAAAAGAAACCCUGUUCAGACACUGGAGCUUCCUACCAAGGGACUCCGCUUUCUCUGUGGCCAGCCCUAGAGAACCAGAAAUCCAGCCUGUCGGGGACAACCAACAUCACAGGAAGAAGACACAUAAUCAGCUCCUUUGAGCCUUGUUGUUAUUGUGGUGGUGGUUGUUAUUUAGGAUAAAAUUCAAGGGGGACAGAUCAGCUGGCUGCAGGGAAAGUUUUGUGUUUCUUGGCUUAAGCAGAUCAUUGGGCUAACAGGUUACCUGUAGAGAGAGUCUGCAGUUCAUUGGGGACACCACUGUCAGAGCUGUGGUAAACACAGUCUAAGUGACUGAUUUUUAAAAAAUUUUUAAAAUAUUUAUAUUUGAGAGAGAGAGAACGCAGGGGAGGGACAGAGAGAGAGGGAGACAACAGAAUCCGAAGCAGGCUCCAGGCUCUGAGCUGUUAGCACAGAGACUGAUGCGGAGCUCGAACUCAUGAGCCAUGAGAUCAUGACCUGAGCGGAAGUGGGAUGUUUAACCGACUGUGCCACCCAGGCCCCCCCAAAUGAUUGAUUUCAUAACCUAAGCCAGGUAGGUGUUACAUGCUUUUUGAUGGCAGAGAAGGAGUGAAGAAAGAACAAAGACCAAAUGGUGGAAUUUAGUAAUUAAAAACAAAGCAGGAAACAAACCAACAAAAUUUCUUUCAACAGCCAACAUAUUUUCCUGUUUAGGGAACUGUCGUUUCCUACUUUAACCACAAAUAACAAAUAAUAACAUAAAUUUAGAAUAGAUGGCCAGUCUUCUCAAUAGGGGCAGGGAAAUUAGACCUAGGAAUUCAUGAGCUUGUCUUUGGGGAAAGGAGGGAGGCAAAGAGAAGAUGGAAAUGCCACUGUCCGUUCUCUGAAAUCGAGAGACUUCUGUAAGCUUCCAGCAGAAACACACCUUUUGUCUGAUGCCAAGGAGACCUACAAGAGCUUACCAACUUUGCAGCUUCACUGGGGACUCCAUAGAGUCAGGGCAUGAUAUAAUAGUGUUCUGUUUGUGUACUUUGACAGGUGUAAGGCAACUUUACGAAGUUCAUACUCUGCUAGGGCUGGGGACCAGCACAAUGUGGGCAGGAAAAGAGAAUCCCUCUGCGGGACAAGGUUUUCUCAACCCUCUGGCUCUCAGAAGGGCCCUGAGAUGUCUACAGUAGGCGUAUCAAAUCUGUCAGCACCAUUGACAAAUUCCUGAAGUGCAUCUGUCUGUGCUCCAUCCUCGAGAGAGCCGAAGGACGUUGCAAGAGGGAUUGAAGGGCUGGCUAGAGAAACAGUCCCAUGUGCAUCUACAGUAUGACACCCAGGAAUGCACCACCCAUGUGAGCGCAGGUACGAGCGGCUGGUUUGCCCUCUUGCCAGAACGGGCGUUGCUCCUUUGGUUGCCCGGCCCGUCCUCAUGCUGUUGUGUGCCCAGGGAGCAUCCCCAGGGGCCGGUGCAGAUCCAAGUUGGCAAAUUCAAGUGGUAAGGAACCCCUGAACCUUGCCAAGUUAAUCAAGGAUGUGUGUUCAGAGCAGCACUUACUGGUGACAGAGGCUUCCUGAAAGGGGUGAGUCUCCGCCUAGCCGGAGAGUGCCGUCUCAGGUACAGUGCCAAGUUAGUGCACUGGUUUACCUCUAGUCCACACCCACAUUUACUCCUUCAGCUCCUUCUCUCCAGCCUCAAGACUGAACGUGUAUGAUGAGAGGAUUGGCAGUCCUGGUCACAAGGGAUAGACAGAAGCUGAGCUGAGGGGUGGUGGCACAGGUGCACACUCAGGAAGAGCUUAAUCAUUCAUUCAACUGGGCUCUAACCGCGUCUUCAGUCCCAGAUUUGAGCCAGGAGCGAGCCUACCCACAGCGAAGCCCAGCAGUUGGGGAAGCAACCAGAGGAAGAAGAGUUCACCUUCUGGCUGAGUAGCGUUCAAAGACAGAAAAGAAAAAAGCAAAAAAUGAUUAUAGCUUUAAGCACUUGCACUGCACCUGUGAGUCCCUCCAAGGUCCUAGAGCAGAGCACGCAGGGAGAGCUGACCUCUCCCUCUUCCUUUCUCGUGUGUGACUUUCUUCUUUAAACUUAUUCAUUUUUUUAAUCUUUUUUUUAAUAUGAAAUUUAUUGUCAAAAUGGUUUCCAUACAACAGCCAGUGCUCAUCCCAACAGGUGCCCUCCUCAAUAAAUGUAUUCAUUUUUGAGAGAGAGACAGACAGACAGAGCAUGAGUGGGGGAAGGGCAGAGAGCAAAGGAGACAUAGAAUCCAAAGCAGGUUCCAGGCUCUGAGCUGUCAGCACAGAGCCCGACGUGGGGCUUGAAUUCACAAACCAUGAGAUCAUGACCUGAGCCAAAGUCAGACACUCAACCAACUGAGCCACCCAGGUGCCCCAUGUGUGACUUUGUAUUUCUCCUCAUGACUGAAGUUCUUGAAAAAUUGAUUUACCUUGGAUAAGAAAAGUUGGGGUCAGAAGAAGGUGGCUCCCAAGGACCUACACGUCCUUGCUCCUGAGACCCAUUCCCGGGAGAAGUCUAGAUUGGCCUCCACUUAGUCUGUUUGCAAACAACUGAAGUAAGUAUCCCGCCAGUGGAUUUGGGCUGCUACCCAGGCUCCCAGGCGGGAGGUCCAUAUCCCCCUCCUGUGCAGCAGUCCUCACGCAGUAGCCCCCGGGGAGUGAGGAAGUUUAUUUCAACAGGAACAAUUCUCUUGAUGACACAAGUCCUGUGAGCUGAGGUUUGUUCUGCUUUUGCUCAUGGGGGUCCCAAUUUACCCCCUGCUCUUUAUCCACUUUCCUUCUAACCCCCUAGCGGAUAGUAUUGCCAUCUCCACAGAUAGUAUCGCUGUCUCCAUAGAUAGUAUGGCUCUUUCCCGUGCGAGACUCAGAAUGUGAUUUUGUAAGAUGCUCCAACUAGGGCAGUCAUUGCCAACCUCCUCAAAGGAGUAACAGGACUUCUCUUCUCCUGAGUGCCAUUGCAAUGGCUUCCUUUGGUGGCCAGAGCCAUGGACAGUCAGAACACAUUAAGCACACAGAACACAUUAAUCUCUACUCUGAUAAGCAAAACUUUGUUGACUUCUUUCCUGUUUUGCCCUCAAGGAUGCAGGGAAUUGUUAAGUGCAUCCCACAACCCUGCCAUGUCUCCUUCAGAAAACUUGGAGGCAUCCUCCCAAAGGUGUGACAGUUUACUAUGCCCAGGGUAUCUUGUCAUGCUAGGGUAGGAGGUAGAUGAGAAACCUAUGCCUUUAAUAUGGCCAACCUCACACCCAGCCUUCCUGGGUACCCUAAUCCUUAAUGCCACCAGAAGAGGGGUUAGAAUGUUCCAGAAGAAAAUGGUUGGCACAGUCAGCUUAAAAGAGAUUAUUCUGAAGCUCUGUCUCAAAUUUUAUACAGCCAUUUAUUCACCUGGUGUUUACUGGGCACCUACUAUGUGCUAGGGUUCUAGAGCUACAAGGUGGAUGACAGAUGCUACUACCACAAAGCCAGGGGAGUUGAGUCUCUGGCAGACCCUCAUGGCCAGUGACGAUUCUGUGAUCAAGGCAGAUAUCCUUUGGUCCCAAGGAGGCUUUGCUGUGGGGGACUGCCCCCUUGCGUACUUCUCCUGGUGGGAAGAAGAGAUAAGGUAUGAGGAACAAGGGUGCAAGGAGGUGCUUCUCCUGAGGGGAUUCAGGUGCUUGUGAAUUCCUUCAAGAGUUUCAGUUAGCCUUAAGCAACCCAAAAUGUGCUUGCCUUUCUAUAAGCCCCUGUUCCCUGUGCGUGUCCAGUUUCUGAGUGGGCAGACAGCAUGUGAAUGAGAACUUUAAGAAGGUAGGACUAUUCUUUCACUCUUUUUGCCUUUCUCUAUUUAAUUUCCUCUCUUCACUUUCUUUCCUUUUAUCCUGCCACACUCUGGUCACCUUUCAAAAAGCUUAGUGGCCCCUCCCCGCCUACAGGAUUGAGUUCGGACCUCUCAGCUUGCCCUUCCAUGGCAUGCAGUCUCAGUAUGGGACUGUUGAAUAUGGCAUCAGACUGACCAUUUUCAUGGUCUUUUUCAGUAUCUGUAUUUCACAGGGGUUGAUGGGCUGCUUCUUCCAGGAACCUAAGGGUUAGUAUUUUUCCUUGAAAAUCAAUUUUACUUACUGCAUAGAGCCUGUUAAAGACAAAGGUCCUCUCUCCAACCCCGUACCCCCAGCCAAACCCAAUAGACCUAUGUGAGCAAGCCUUCCCCUGACCCCAAGCUCUGACCCUUGGAACAAGCUGAAACAAAGUGCGCCCUCAUGUUUUUCAGCAACAGGGUGUCUUGCCUGCCCUAUCCCCAUAACUGAACAGUGAUUACAAUCCUCUGUACUUUAGUAUGUAGAUAAAUGAUUAACAGUGGGCUGUACCUUUUCCCGGGUUGUAAAAGGAUAACUGGUUAGAGUUCCAAUGUUCUCCUUGUCAGCAUAGGAAAUGUAGGAGAAGAUAUCAUCUCAGGCUACUCACCUCUAAGACUCAUAGCUAACAUGUGGCAGGUUCCAGCUGGGAAUCUGAGUACGGUGACAGAUGGCAAGAACCUCACAGUCCACAUGGCACUCCCAAGAAUGAAGCAUUAAUAGCAUUAACUCAAUGAAGACAGUUAUGAAUAAACCAAAGAUUGGGCAACAGCUGCAAAAUCCUGGUUUUCACCCAAUUUUCUACUUCUGCUCCAAAGAGCAGGCUAUUUUAUGGACCAGUGAUAAUUGCCCCACCUCUACCCUGAAUCACUGUGGAAGCCAGUCCACCCAAAAACUUUGACAGAAGGCUUGUGGGACAAGAUAGCCAGAAAUGCUGAGUGUGCUGAGGAAGUCAAGGGACCCAGACACUAAAGAACUCUUCUAUUCAUGGAGGUGAAAACUAAGGAAGGUUUCCACAUGAACCCUGAAGUGAAAGCCUGAUACAUUUCCUGUAGAAAGAGAAAAGAAGCUAAAAUGAAGGAAAGUGUGGCAUCCACAAUUUUCGUUUUGCUACUUUUUCUCAACACCAGACUCCUGAAUGGACAAUCACCUCCUGGAAAACCUGAGAUCCUUAAAUGUCGUUCCCCUGAAAAGGAGACAUUCACCUGCUGGUGGAAGCCUGGGGAAGAUGGAGGUCUCCCUACCAAUUACACACUGACUUACCACAAGGAAGGAGAGACACUCACACAUGAAUGUCCAGACUACACAACCAGUGGCCCCAAUUCCUGUUACUUCAACAAGAAGCACACCUCCAUCUGGACAAUGUACAUCAUCACAAUAAAUGCCACAAACCAGAUGGGAAGCACUUCCUCGGAUCCACGUUAUGUGGACGUGACUUACAUAGUUGAACCAGACCCUCCUGUGAACCUGACUUUGGAAUUAAAACAGCCAGAAGACAAAAAACCAUAUCUGUGGAUGAAAUGGUUCCCACCCACCCUGGUUGAUGUAAGAUCUGGUUGGCUCACACUCCAGUACGAAAUUCGAUUAAAACCUGAGAAAGCCACUGAGUGGGAGACUCAUUUUGCUGGGCAGCAGACUCAGUUUAAGAUUCUCAGCUUAUAUCCAGGACAGAAAUACCUUGUCCAGGUUCGCUGCAAGCCAGACCAUGGAUUUUGGAGUGAGUGGAGCCCAGAGAGCUCCAUUCAGAUACCUAAUGAUGUCACCAUGAAAGAUACCAUUGUGUGGAUCUUUGUGGCUGUUCUUUCUGCUGUCAUCUGUCUGAUUAUGGUCGUGGCAGUGGCUUUGAAAGGCCAUAGCAUGGUGACCUGCAUCUUUCCACCAGUUCCUGGGCCAAAAAUAAAAGGAUUUGAUACUCAUCUGCUGGAGAAGGGCAAGUCUGAAGAACUGCUGAGUGCCCUGGGGUGCCAAGACUUCCCUCCCACUUCUGACUGUGAGGACUUACUGGUGGAGUUUUUAGAAGUGGAUGACAGUGAGGACCAGCAGCUGAUGCCAGCCCUUUCAAAAGAACACCCGGGUCAAGAUAGGAAGCCCACACCCCUGGACCCAGACAGUGACUCUGGCCGGGGCAGUUGCGACAGCCCUUCCCUUUUGUCUAAAAAGUGUGAGGAAGCCCGGGCAAAUCCCUCCACAUUUAACACUCCUGAGGGCAUUGAGAAGCCAGAGAAUCCCCAGACAAAUGCUACCCGCACCUGGGACCCCCAGAGCACAAGCUUGGAAGGCAAAAUCCCCUCUUUCCCUGCCAAUGGAUCCAAAUCUUCAACAUGGCCUUUACCACAGCCCCCCAGCCAUCCCAGCCCCAGAUCUUCUUACCACAACAUUGCUGAUGUGUGCAAGCUGGCCAUGGGCCCAGCAGGUGCAUCGGCCACUUCGUUGGACAAAACAGACACACAUGCUUUAAGAUCUUCAAAAAAUGUUGAGACUGGAGGGGAGAAAGUGGCAGUUGAGCAGAGGGCAGUGGAAAGCUUCCAUUCCAAGACUGACCAAGGCACAGCAUGGCUGUUGACCCGGGAGAAAACCUCUUUGAUCUCUGUGAAACCCUUGGAUUAUGUGGAGAUUCACAAAGUUAACAAAGAUGGAGCACUAUCAUUGCUCCCAAAACAGAAAGAGAACGGCAACCAGACAGACAAGCCCAGCACUCCUGAAACCAGUAAGGAGUAUGCCAAGGUGUCCAGGGUGAUGGAUAACAACAUCCUGGUGUUAGUGCAGGAUCCGCAAGCUCAAAACCUGGCUUCAUUUGAAGAACCAGCCAAGGGGGCUCCACCGCCCCUUCAACCGAAUCAAGCUGAAGAAGACCUGGCCUCCUUCACGUCGGCACCAAGCAACUGUGGACUCCAGCAGGGUGGGUUGGAUUACCUGGAUCCCACAUGUGUUAUGCACUCCUUUCAGUGAUAGCUUGAUUAAUGGAACAGUUGGUUAAAAUGUGACUUUUUUUCAGGUAACACUACAGAGUACAGGAAAUGCACUCUCCUAGAGAAUGCUCGAGAGCGUGGUUAGAUUGACACUAUACAGCCCACAGUUCAUUCGUUUUCAUGCUCCAUUUUCAACCAGCCGCCUCUUUCUCCAACAGCUGAUUCCAGAACAAAUCGCUUUGCUUCCUGUGAUUUGUACAUUUACUUUUUGCUAUUAGUUAUAAAAUUAUGUGUUCAAUGAAAUAAAAGCGCAUCGUUUAGUAUUCUCGAGGGACAGUACCGACAUGUAUAUCCUCUGGAAGAGACUUUCACGGUUUGGUGUGUGACAAAAGGAAAUGAGAGAGUCACGGUUGUUUACCACAGGAAGAUGACAGGUGUGAGAGACAAAUGCCAUGAAAACCACUUUUGAAAACCAACGAACCUUUGCUUGACCUUUGUUUGACCUUUACUUGACCUUUGCACUCCUCUCUCGUUUUAUUAGGAUGAACCGAACACAUUUAAAGAAAAUGCAUUCCAGAACACCUGACAAAUUGUUUACGUCAGUUCCUAUCACCUUAGUGAUACAUUGCCAAUAUGCAAGCCAAAAUGAUGCCUCCAAUUUUUUCUUAAAAUGGUUUGAAUUUAUUAAGCGUGGGUUUUCCCCCCUAAAUUGUAUUUUAUCCUAAAGCCUCUAGAGAAUAUAGUUUUGGAAAAUGGAAUUUUCUUACAUUACAGGUAAAUGAGUUUCGUGUGGUAAAUUCUUCUAAAAUGUUUUCCUGUUUCAUUUCAGCACACGAGAUAAUUUAUUAAACCCCCUAGUCUUCUGUUAGGUAAAAAAAAAAAAAAAAAAAAAUCCGGAAGACUAACGUUAAUUUAAAAGAUAAUCACAGCAGGAUGCUAAUGGAAAUACUGCCUUACUGUACAUAUGAAUUCUACUUUAAUAGAAACCCAUAAGUUUCACAAUGUAUUUUUGAAGACUAUUUUUCUAUCACUUAGGUAAAAUAAAAGACUAUUUUAUAUCUUCCCAGUACAACUGUUUACGUAUUUAAUGCGUACAGUAUUUUCUGCUAUGAGGUUAUAAUGACUAUUUGCAGUACAUGGUAGUAUAUGCAGUCCCUGUUUGUGGAGGAAAAUGCCAUCCCAACCCAAAGUCCAUUGAAGAUUACAAAGUGAAUGAUUAUAUUCAGUUUCCAGCAUAGUAUGGUGUAGUUUAUCUGAUUCGUUUUUCAUCUCCAUGACACUUGAAACAGUCGCCAGCCUAGAGUUUUAGGGCUUUCCACAGACCAUAAAUUACUUCUGUGAUUUAGGGCUUGUCUGGGCUUUCUGCUCUUCUCUGGGUGAAUAUUCAUAAAACCACCAUGAAAAGGUGAGUGGUGACCUCUCAUGUACUGUUUUAGAGAGAGGGUUUGGUUUCGUUUGCUUCUGAGAAAUCUUGGGCAGCAAAGAAAAUUUAAGCAAAGCCAGAAGUUAGUAUCUCUCUGAAGUAGAUCCAUUUGCAAAAUCUGGGCAGAGGAAUAAAGGUCAAGGUGUGGAAGUAAGAAUCUCCAAGUCUGCUCCAGGGGCAGCCUUCCCAAGAGCAGUCCAAAGCCUGGCCCUCCAUUUUGAAGAGAGCAUUCAUGACUCAUCAAAAAGCCUCCCUCUGUUUUUCAUUUCACCUGCUGGCGGACCCAUUCUCUGUUCACUCACUAGCUGGAUAUAGUCAAUUUGAGCUCACCUCUAUGAGUUCAGUAUCCCACCCCAGCAACCCCAUGCUCACUGGAAGUGGACUCUGAGGUGGCCGGAUGUUCGAAAGUGAACAUGUCGCUAGCUUCCAGAAUUGCAAAAGUAAAUAGAUCUGAGUUCCUCUUCUCCCAGUAUAGAAUAACAAGAAGAGCGAAGGUAUCCUGUGGGAAAGUUGCCCGUGUGCAUUCAGUCCUCUAGGUCCUUGCUACUCAAAGUAUGCUUGGAGGACCAGCUAAAUCAGCAUCUCACCUGGGCGCUGCUCGGAAAUGCAGAAUCUCGGCUCCUCUGCCCCAGACCUACAGAAUCAGAAUCUGCCCUUUACUAAGAUCUCAGAUGAUUCACGUGCACAAUGAAGUUUGAGAAGCACUGCCCUAGGUCACCAUUUCCACUAAAGGUUAUAUUAGUGCAUAGAAACAAUCCUCUCUUGGAAAUACAGGUCAAGUCUAAAUUGCACUGAAUGACACUGUUCAUAAGGAGAAGGCAUACUUUUUGAAAAAUCCAUUUGGGGGUUAAAUUUACAUAAUGAUAGAGAACGACUUGCAAAGUACACACAACUCUAAAAAGGGCAUGGGAAUAGGGGCGCCUGGGUGGCUCUGUUGGUUAAGCGUCCAACUUCAGCCCAGAUCGUGAUCUCACCAUUCAUGAGUCCGAGCCCUGCAUCAGGCUCUGUGCUGACAGCUCAGAGCCUGGAGCCUGCUUCGGAUUCUGUGUCUCCCUCUCUCUCUGCCCCUCCCCCUCUCGUGGACGCUCUCUCCUCUCUCUCUCUCAAAAAUAAACAUUUUUUACAAAGUGUUAAAAAAAAAAAAAAAAGAGGGCCAAGGAAUAUAUUCCACCUGGGAAGCACUCUGUCAAAGACUCUGCCCUUCAAACCUAGUCCAGACCAAACUUUUCACAAAAUAGUCCCUCCUUCUCUAAACUGUGUAUCAUGACUCUGAUAGUUUGAAAAUUCAAAACUGAUCUGUUUUGACAUACGAUUCAGCGUGUGUGAAGAAAAAAAUGUUACGGUUAAAGUCUCCACUUGAAUUAAAUCCCUAAAAUACCCCAAUUAGCCACUCAUUAAGUAAAGCCAAGGUUACAAUUCUCUGGUCAAUUAACACUCUAUUUAACUAAGUUCCUUUUUUUUUUUUCAUCUUGUGGCAUAUUUUCUAUCAAGGAGACAGCCAAUGCAAUGGAAGGAUGCAGAAUGGGGGGGUCUUGUCCUAAUUAGGUUGCCUUAGAUGGAACAAUUCCCUAUUCUGGGCCUCAGUUUCCUCUGAAGGACAUGUUGGGCAAACAGUCUCUAAUAUCCUUUUAAACUCUGGCUUCUUGAUUCCAUGACUCACUGAAUACUUUCCAGCAAGAUAAUUUAACCAAUGCCUUGAUCUUAAGUAAGCCACCAAACAAUCACCCUUCAUCAUAGAAAUAUAAGUACUCUUCAGUGAUGUGCUUUUUUCAUUUCCACUUUUAGAUCAUCAGUUGCAGGCAGACUUAACAUAUUGCACACACGUUAUAAAUUAUGUAGGUACAGAAUCGUAGUCUAAGAUAAUGUGCAAAUAUAUGUGAGAGAAGAAGCAUGAGAUUUUUUUAAAGACAUAUUGAAUGAGGCUCUAAUUAAAAAAAAAAAUCUUUUACAGAAUCAAACUAUGCUUAUUUUUUGCUGAGUCCAGCAGCCCCAAAUCUCUUUUCUUAUAUCUGACUGCUGAUUUUUUUUUCCUUUCUGAUGAACUAUAAACCACUACUGCGAGGUUGGUUUAAAGAGCCAUACGCUCUGAAUUAUAAAAAGUCAUAUUUUUGUAAAACAAACACCUAAAUAUUCAAGUUACAAAGCACAUGGAGACAGGUUAGUCAAUGCGUGUUUUUUGGAAGCUUAUAACCCAGACUCCAAAAUGUGCUCUCGUCAGUUUUAACGAACGGGUUUAAAGCAUCUCAAUGUGAGCACAGUUAUUAUCAGGGACAGCUGCGUCCCUGUCCAUUCUCCUAAGUGCCUAAGACCAAUCCUGGUAGGCGGGUAUGUACUAAAAACUUGCUUUCACUGGUUUGGUCCAAAGUGGGUCAAUCCCUUACCACCUGUAUGAGGUGAAAGGGUUUGACCCUUGUCCCGUAGGACCCAACUGAAUUGGAGAAUCCUGUGAGUUAACUCCAGGAUGCAAUUUGGCUGUGGGGAAAUCUGGCUCUUUCUUGAGGUUCUCCACCACUGUGGUCACUUGCAGAAAGUCCUGCCUUUAUUCAUUUCCCUAUCUCCUUAGUGUAGACAAGAAAGAAACAGAUUUGUACAUAUUUUACAAAGUGCCUUUCUUUACUUUUAUUUUUAAAAAAUCUGUUUUCUUUUUGCAAGAAAAGUGUAUUGAUUGGAAAGUAAAUUUUACUUGUUUUCUGUAAAUAACUGGAGAAACCAGAAAGGGAAUGACAGAAUGGUCUAAGGUCCAACCAGUAACUGGUGGAUUUAAUUUAUUGCUUAACUGAAUUACCACAGAGCUGAUGUGAAUAGUGCAACUUAACUUUGUCUGAUAAGAAAGUGACUCUGGCUAGGAUUGGGGGAUAUGCCUGCCACCCUGUGAUUUAAUACUCUUCAAUUUAAAAAUAUAUUGAGGGCGUUUGGAUGGCUCAGUCAGUUAAGCAUCUGACUCUUGAUUUUGGCUCAGGUUAUGAUCUCACAGCUUGUGGGUUCGAGCCCCACAUGGGGCCCUGUGCUGACAGUGGGGAGGCUGCUUGGGAUUCUCUCUCCCUCUGUCUCUGCCCCUCCCUCGCUUGCACGUGCAUUCUCUCUCUCCCUCUCUAUCUCUCAAAUAAAUAUUUUGAAAAUAAUAAAAUACUAAUAAUAAGAAAAUUAAAACAUGUUGAUAUGCUUUUGAACGGCUUUGAAUUGCAUGCCUGGGCCUGAAAAGGACAAUGCAUGCAGUGGAACCUUGCACACAUGCAAGAAAAUGUAAAUGACUCUGGAUUACCAUCCCCGGUGUUGCUAACGUGCAUUUGUCAUUGAUGAAAGCCUCAUGUGUACUUCAGUGAACGAAUUCCUUGUUCUGCCUGUUUGGCUUAAGCACAAUAGUAUUGUUGCUGGAGUAGUGUGGGCGGAGCACCCAAUUUCCAGGUCUAGGCCACCUUGCUACCACUAAACAGGCUAUGUGACCUUUUGCAAGUCCUUUAAACUCUAGCCAUCAAUUUCCUGUUAAAUAAUCAAAUAGAAAUUCUCUCCCUAGGCUUGUGUAUUUCAGUUGGUGAUUUUUGGUCUGAGACCAUAAUGGUAUCUAUUCCAAUGAAAGGAGAAAAAUAGAAAAUAGGACAUUUCCAGAGGUUUAGGCAUCUCAGGAUUCCACAAAAUGCCAGCCAUAGCCUGCUAAAUGCAAAUUUUACUGGACAAAGUAAAUCUGUAAUCUUUUCGGUGUUCUGAGUUUAUAGCUAAGAGAUAUCCAUAAUUCACAACACCAUAUGCCUGCCACUGUCUUGUCCACCUCCAUUCCUCUGAUUUAUACUCUGAUCUCAAGAAGCACUGAGACAUGUAAAGUGGACAGACAUAUCCUGUUUAUGUGGCUGUGAUCAGUGAAAGGAGAGACCCUUAGAUCAUUGUAUUCUAUUCGUUAACUUUUUACCUGGUCCUGAUUAAAUAAAAAAACGACAGUGCACCCUAAAAACCUUUAGGUAGUGAAGUAGUAAUAUGAAAAAUAACCUUUACGAGUUCUGUUAAAUUAUGCCUCACCUGGAUAAACUUCAAAAUACAGUCUGAGUUAAAAAAAAAAUACAGUCUGAGUUUUUCCUUGCAAAUUUCAGAUCCUGGAGAAAAUAAACCCUGUAAUUAUGUUAUCUGAAAUCAAAACUCUCUAUGGCAAAGAUACCUCUGAAAAAUAAUUUGUUUUCCAACAUUUCUGAUAAGAUGAUUUUGAACUUUUAAAAGUAACUACCCCCCCUUCUUGUCCUACUGUCCUUCCUUCAAAGCUGCUUAUUGUUUAGAAAUGAAAGAUAUCACAUCUAAUGCUUUGACUGUUUUUCAGUAGCAUAUUUGAUGUACUUGUCAUGUGACAUUCCUGAAUUUAAAAUAACUGAUAUAUUAUUUUAUAUUAUAUUGCUUUAUGUGGGUCAAAACUGUAUGAUGCAUUGAAAUAUAUACUCCUUAUAUUGUGAAACUCAUCAUGUAAUACAGAUGAAAAUAAUUAUAUAAUGACUUAUAAUCUAUCCUUAUGUAUUUCAAUAUGAUGGUGUCUGUAAAACAAAACUGAAAAAAAUGUAAUCAUAUAUUUCUGUUGAGACUGUGAAUGUACUGAUUUUUUUUCUUAAGCUUUGUCUGGAAUUAGUAUCAUAUGCCAUUGUACAGCUGGUCUGGGGUGUUAAGUGUUUAGAGUACAAUUCAAACCCUUUAAAAGUCAACCCUCAGCUUUGCUUCAUGUGACUCCUGAUAACUUCUUGAGUGUUAUUUGCAUCAUAAGGCUUGCUUUUGUGUUUGAUUAUUCAUUUUAAACAAUUUAAACAGUUUCAUGUGGAAACCACAGCAAUCUAGAGCCAGAAUGUUGUGUGAUCUGUGUCUUAUGUAAAGCCAUAUUGAAGCAAAGACUAUAUGAUAGUAAAAGGUUCCAUAUUUUCAAGGCUAUCACUACCUCCACUUUUUCUCUUUCCCUAGAAAAUACCAAGCAAAACUCUUCAACAUGAGGUGGGAAAUUCAAAGUGAUUGUUACAAUAGUUGCUGGGGGGUUGUUUGGGCUUGAUUUUUUUAUAGGAAAAUAUACCUUCUAAUUCACCACUUUGUAGUUUUAGGCUAGGUUUUCGCAAUAACCAUUUUUACAUUUUAUAAAAACUGACUGGCAAAUGAAGACUGAAAAGAAUAUUUAGUAAGUCCCCAGAUGAAAAACCAACAAAACCAUAGAGUGCAGAUUUUUUCCUAACAAUGAGUCACCUCAAGAUGGUUACCCUAAGCCAUGGUGAUGAUAUUUUUCACAAUUUUAUUUUCCUAAUGCCCCUAGAAAUAAAUGUUGUCCUUAUUUGAUUUUAGCCAUCAAAUAUAUUAUGGUAUGGGAAAAGUCAGCCAUAUAUCAGAAAUAGUCUUCUUUUUAUUUAAAAACAUUUCUUGAUGUACUUAUUGUAAUGACUACUUUUUUGUCUUUUUAGCCUUAAAGAAUUAUAGAGGACUAUAGGCUGACUGGUCUUGCAUUUUUAAUUCUGUAAAUCUUUGGUUAUUGCACAUUGUACUUCCUGUUUUCAUGGAUUUAUUCAUUUGCCUCCUUUUAUUUUGAAGGAAUAACAUGCACAGUUAAAUCCUUGUCAGUAGUGGGGGAGAUUAUGCUGCUAUUGUCAUAAUAUUUUCAUUUUUUCUGCACGCCAAAAAUAAUGCUUGCCAAACAAAAUCUUAGACAUCCCAGCAUAAUAUGGUCAUUAUAUUUAUAUUCCUGUUAUUGACAAUACCUAGUUCAGUGCCUGGGUCAAUAAAUGUUUAUUUCCCUUGCCUACCCUUCCUUUAUUUUUAUUUGACAUGGAAAUAAGCAGAAUAAUAUGUGCGUGUCUGAAGCAAAUUUCUUGAAGCAUUUUUGCUGCUAAGGGAUCUAUAAUCUGGAAAUUGUUGGUAUAAAUUGGACCAAAACAAUUUUCCUCCUUUAUCUGUAUCCUUCCAUAUGAUUGCAAAACAUAAUUUCCUUCCUUCAUCCCAUCACUUUCACAUGAGAACCUGAUAAAAAUAGAGCGACACAGAAUGAGGAACGUGGGGAUCAAACCAGAGAAGCUCAUUUAAAUAUUGUGAAAUAAACGAGAGACCAAACCAUUUUUUUUAAGAAUGGGAUCCUUUUGAAUGGUAUGAUUCGUCCACAUUACUAACAUCGUUUUGGACAAAAUCCAUUGGAUUAAAUGCAAAAUGAUGACCUUUUUAUUUUUCACGGAUCUAUAUCAAAAAUCUUCACCUACUGUUCAUGCUUGUGUUAAGAAUAAUGAAAUAGUAUGGGGGUUGGCUUUACA